AAAUGACCGGAGACGCGGUAAUCCCCUUGACCGUAGGCAGAGAAAACGGUGGUAAGAGUGUGUAAUACGUGCCUGCAUUAACGAACUCCUACGAGCAUGGCAAUUGAGGAACAGACUUCCCAGCAGCUAUAUAACGGGCCCAAUCCUCCACCAUCUUUCGUUUUCUACAUUCUUCAUUCUCCAUCUACAGCUCAAGCCCACUCUCCCUCUUCACACAACCCAGCCUCCACACAACCCAACCUCCACACUUCUUUUUCAAAUAUGUGCUCUACCAUUGCCUGCGUUGCCUGGGACGGUCUCGUCAUCGUCGGACUCAUCCUCCUCAUCAUCUGGAUCCUGUCCCUCGUUAACGUAAUCCACGUCGGCUCGACCGCCGGAUUGAAGCACAUCUUCAUCGUCCUCGCCGUCGUCUUCAUCAUCGCGUGGAUCUUCACCCGCUUCUGCUACGGACGUCGCCGUGGUGGCGGACGCCGCGCCAUUGUCUAAGGAGAACCAACGCGAUGCACCCUGUACAACCUACGAACUAC
Gamsiella multidivaricata is the source of this 527-nucleotide messenger RNA. RefSeq lists its product as uncharacterized. NCBI's taxonomy places the organism in Eukaryota, Fungi, Mortierellomycota, Mortierellomycetes, Mortierellales, Mortierellaceae. The record is from RefSeq and is a predicted model, not a curated record. The transcript has 2 exons. The coding region runs from base 97 to 486 and encodes 129 amino acids.